AAGUCCCUCACUUCCUCCCCUGUAUUUCCUCUGCAGUCUGCAACGGUAACCUCUGCUCUCACACACUCCCGUUUCCUAUAUAACCCUGCCCCUUUCGCAUUUCUUGCCUACACUUCAGCUUCUCUUCCUCUUUCCGUCUACGCCUCCAUCUCUCUUUCUCAUCUUUCUCGUAUCAUCUCAUCUUCAAUCGUUUCUUUGUUAAUUUCUCGUUCUUAUCUUAUCUUAUCUUCAGAAAUUCGAAAUUUGAUUAAGCUAAUUUCGUGAGGCUUAAUACGUUUUGCUCGGUCUCUGCCUAUAUAUAUAUAUAUAUAUAUAUAUAUAUAUCCCUCCCUCUGUAGCUUCCAAGUCUCACUUAGUUUUUGGUUUACUUCUUUCGCAUAGCCAUGGAGUUUCAGAGGCGACUCUGUUUCCUUUUUAUCUUCCUCGCUGGCUUUCUCUGUUCGUUGGAAGCUAUUCAGUUCAACGUUGGGGGAUCUCAUGGUUGGGCCGUGAACCCAAAUCUGAACUACAAUCGCUGGGCGGAGAAGAACAGGUUUCUUGUCAAUGACACUAUCUAUUUUAAGUAUGAGAAGGGUGCGGACUCUGUUUUAGUUGUCAAGGGAGAUGAUUACGUCAAGUGUAACACGCAGAAUCCGAUCAAGAAGAUGGAAGAUGGUAAUUCUGUGUUCGUGCUCAACAGAUCGGGCGCUUUCUUCUUCAUCAGCGGAAAAAAUGGUAGCUGCGAGAACGGCCAGAAGCUAAUUGUGUUGGUUUUGGCCGUCAGGAAAUAUCAGCUUCCUCCAUCCCCCAAACAAUCUCCACCCGCCGGUGCUCCGGCGCCGGUGACCCACGCGCCGGCGGUCCCCGUGUCUCCUUCUCCUGUUGAGGCACCCACUUCGCCGGCGCCGGCAGGGAACACUCCCGCUGCCUCUCCCACACCACUAGCACCAGCAUACGCUCCGACGACCCCAUCUCCGGCGGGUAAUGUUCCAGUUUCAUCUCCCACGCAACAUUCUCCUGUUCCGGCGAUGCCGACUCCUGUCGUCUCCCCUGCACCAGCCUACGCUCCGAAGGCACCAGCAUACGCUCCGGCGACCCCAUCUCCGGCGGGUAAUGUUCCAGCUUCAUCUCCCACGCCGGCCGGCUCUCAACCGGCUCCUGUUCCGGUGAUGCCGACUCCUGUCGUCUCCCCUGCACCAGCCUACGCUCCGAAGUCUCCAGCUCCGGCGGCUACACCUGCACAGUCUCCGACGCCGGCCUUCACUCCCACGACGCCGUCUCCCUCUCCAUCUACAGCUGUCCCUCCCUCACUCUCUCCAUACCCGGCAUCACCAUCUCCGUCGGCGACUUCCCACGCACCGGAAACUGCACCAACCCUUUCGCCUCCCGCGUUGGCACCCACCAGUCCCACCUCAUCGGCGUCGACGCCAGGGAGCUCCCCUCAGUCCGGCGGGAGCUCGGCGAAUGUUGUGGCGCCUUCUCCGAAUUCUUCACGCGCAUUCGUGUUCAUCCCCGGCGUUUUAGUGUCAUCGGUGACCCUGAUUCUGAGUAUCGCCAUGGUCAACUUCAUUUGAACAACAGUUUAGAUUUGUUCAUUUCGUUGGAUUCUUUCAUAUGAUUUUAUUAGUUUAUUAUACAUAGCUUUGUUCAGUCUUUUUUAUUUUUUUAAAAAAAUUUCCUGCUUCUCAGACUUGAUCGAUCAUAUAUGUAUGAUUAUUAAUUUUGAUUUUUAAUGGGCAUGUUCUUAUUAUUUUUUAUUUAA
Malania oleifera is the source of this 1741-nucleotide messenger RNA. Its product is annotated as early nodulin-like protein 1. Lineage: Eukaryota; Viridiplantae; Streptophyta; Magnoliopsida; Santalales; Ximeniaceae. Gene Ontology annotation, cellular component: plasma membrane. The coding region runs from base 384 to 1553 and encodes 389 amino acids. The record is from RefSeq and is a predicted model, not a curated record. Gene Ontology annotation, molecular function: electron transfer activity. The transcript has 2 exons.